This is a messenger RNA of Aphanomyces astaci, 2767 nucleotides long. RefSeq lists its product as hypothetical. The record is from RefSeq and is a predicted model, not a curated record. The transcript is spliced from 2 exons. Gene Ontology annotation, cellular component: endoplasmic reticulum; Golgi apparatus. Bases 51 to 2678 code for a protein of 875 amino acids. Lineage: Eukaryota; Oomycota; Saprolegniomycetes; Saprolegniales; Verrucalvaceae.
CGACACGCAAGAUUUGUACAUACAGUAGUACCACGGGCGGGUGAUUCGCGAUGGCGACGUCAUGGUUCAGUACGAAGGUGAACUUGUCCACGAUCGUGUCCCAAGGCUUGGAGCAUGUGACUAAGCUCAAGGACGAUGUCGAGAAGCAGUUUGACGAGGCCGUGUCUGGCAAGGGCACGACUAAGCUUCCACUAGUGCCCAGUACAUCAUCAGCGGCUGUGGAGCAACAACCUUUGCCGCCAAGCUUGUUUCAAGAGAGCGUGCCGUCAACUGCCACACCGUUGGUUGAUCUAGCUCCAUCUCCAGCGCCGUCCCAAAGCGGAGAAUCUCCACCACCACCUGCGAGUGAGCACAUCAACCACGAAGCCGAACAAACUUCAGAAGAUGAAGUUCUGCCAGGUCACAACGACGCGCCAGUUCCUCAUGCUUCUGGUGCAUCGAAUGAGCUGCAGACUACUGAUUCGACACGACCUUCCACGUCGUCGGAAGGCGCCGACACUUCGCCAAUUCUCUGUAUUCUCGCUCCAUCAACGAUUGACCAGUCGUCCGAACCUGCUUCACAGCUCCUUCUUUUGGAAUCAAACUCACCACAGGAAUCGUCGCCGUUGUUGGCACCAUCGCCUUCUUCGCUGCCUUCCCACACCAACGAUGCGACCGCCUCCGACGCAUCUGGAUGGCACACAUCCCUUGACGAGAUGCAACCAGACGCCGCUGAAAAUGCAGCGCUCCUCGCCAUCGUCCAGGCUAUUCCACCCAACCCAGCCAACACAUCCGAGGCCACCUCUACUACUGCUGAACCUCCCAGCCAUGUUGGCUUCGACGUUCCACCCUCGGAUUCUGCUACUACCACCGCCACGCCAUCAGUCGAAUCCUCGUCACCAUGUGACAAUACCAUUCCUCCUACUCUGUCAUCUGUGGCUGAGAAAGUUGCUCUGCCACUCGAAGCCUCGUUGUUUCUGCAAAAAGAACUGGCGCACGUACAGUCUGAACUCCGCAAGACCCAAACGGUGCUAAGCGAGCGGGAGAACCAGCUCCUGUCGUCGUCUGCUGCCAUGUCGAAAUUGCAUGAAGAGCUCGAAUCGAUGCGGAAUCAUGUUUCGCCUACACCUGCUGCCACGACUACCAACGACGCGGCGGUUAUCUAUGCGUUGCAAGUGGCUUUGGCCGACAAAGAAAUGCAGCUCAGCAACUUGCUUGAGGAAGGCGAGGCGUUGUCCAAGAAGCAAGCGGCGUUCGAGUCGCGGCUCCGUGCCCUUCGCAAGGAAAAGACGGACGUCAUGGACGAGAACAAGAAGCUCACGGCGGCCCUGGAGACGGCCACGGCCAAGUGGGAAACCGCGCGCAUGCAUCUGGUCACGGCGGAAGAAGACGCCAAGUUGCACGCUCAGUUGCUCAAGUCUCUCGACGCCACGGACGCCCAGUUGCAGGCUUCGGAAGCAACAUUGGCAGCAACCAAGCAACGCCUGGCCACCGCAGAAUGCCACGUGGAGGAACUCGUGGCUGAGAACGACGCGCUCAAGGCGCGCACCCAGCUCGAAGCCGUGCAAGAUCGCGAGGCACUGGAAGCUACGAUAGCAGAAUUGCAAGCCAGCGUGACCCGCGUGGAAGCCGAAGCGUCGGCGCGCGAAGACCAGGCGCGGCUGGCGCUGCAUGCGAUGAAGCAGCGAUGGCAGGAGGCUGUGACGAGGAUGGAUCACCUGACGCACACCACGAGCGACGCAACGCAGCCUCUGCUUCGACAGCUCCAAUUGGUGCAGGAAGAGCAGCGCGUGCAGGAGUUGCGGCGCAUAUCGUUUGAGACGGAUAUGCAGGAACGGGUGGACACCGCCGCUCGUGACGUGGCAGCGUUGCAGGCACAGCUAGCCGACGAAACGAGCCGGGCGCGAGACGCGACCACCCAAGCGUCGGCGCUGGCCGAACAAGUCCAGGCGUUGCUGGCAAACUUGGAUGCGGAGAAACGUACAGUGGAAACACUCCGGCAGCAAUUGGAAACGGACGGGCAUCGACGGCAGCAACUGGAGCAGCAACUGGAGGCCCUGAGCGAUGAAAACCGACAAAUUGCGACACGGCUGCGGUUGGAGCAGGACCAACACGAACUCCAAGUAACGCAGCUCCAUCAACAGGAGGCCCAGCGCGCACAGGAAGUGACGACGUUGCGUCAGAAACUCUGCGACGUGGUUAGUAAUUCCAUGGUACGUCGGCCAAGUGGUGGCUCAAGCUCCAUUCUCCCCACCAGCCCAUUGUUGGAUGUGCCAUCCCCCGCUUUCCAACCAGAUCCGCAGCACACGACGACGUCUUCGAUCGGGCACUUGGAGCGCAAGCCGUCGGGGGACGUGAUCGAGGACAUGUCCAUGAUAGAAUGGAACCAGUUGCUGCAAAAGGUUCGGUUGCGGGAAAGUGAGACAGCGUUACUCAAGCACCAGCUCCACACGGUCGAAGACGCGCGAAAGAGCGCGAGUGACGACGUCGUGCGCCUGUCGACGAGGAAUGCUGCGCUGGAAGCCGCGGCGGCGGACUUGGCGGUCACGAAAGCCGCGCUCGCGGCCAUGGAGGUCAAGCAACACGUGCUGCUUGAGCUCUUGGGCGAAAAAGACGAACAGGUCGAAGAGCUCGAGUCCGAAUUCAGAGAGUUCAAGCAAAUGUACCAAAACCAAAUCGACACCCUCACGCGACGUUGAUCGUAGUUGUUGAAAUGCCAUUAACUACUAAAGACCUACUAACGUUACGAAGUAACCUUAGUAAUACUACGUAGUACUUGACACCGAAC